This is a messenger RNA of Triticum aestivum (bread wheat), 1879 nucleotides long. RefSeq names its product RPM1-interacting protein 4. Gene Ontology annotation, cellular component: plasma membrane. The transcript is spliced from 4 exons. Bases 912 to 1607 code for a protein of 231 amino acids. NCBI's taxonomy places the organism in Eukaryota, Viridiplantae, Streptophyta, Magnoliopsida, Poales, Poaceae. The record is from RefSeq and is a predicted model, not a curated record.
AAGACUUCGAACUGACAAGCAGUGGCGCUCCUUCCCCCGUCAACGGCUUUGUCUUCUUCCUUUGCUCUCCUUCCCUCUCCCUUCUUCCUUCCCCAACCUCCCCUCCCCGUUCUGAAUUCCCAUCUCCUUCUUGCGUUUGCUUGUAUAUAUCACACACCAACACCCUUCAGAGGCUGCGAGGUCGGAAGAAAGAGGAGCCACCUUUGACUCCUCUCUCUAGUGGUUUUUGUGGGGAUUUCGGGUGGUACGAGAGGAUUAAUUAGUGGAUUUGUAUUCUUGGAGAGGCUGCUAGUUCUUGGAGAGUUUUUCCUUUUCUUGUCCUGAGAGAGAUUCAUGCCCAGGAGUUCACCCUGAGGAGCUGGUAUUGUUCUGUCUUCUGUCUGAGGGUUAGCGUGAGAGGAUCCACCUUUGAGUUGACCGGCCAGAAUUCUUGAAAGAAAUUUUGUUGGUUUUUGCGUGGAUCGGUCCUUAGGUUCGUUGAUGUUUGCUCAGUUCUACUAGUUGGAAGGGCGGCUGGGGCACCUUGUGUGGAGAGAAUUUUAGUGCUUCUCUGAAGAAGCGCGGGUUCAAAUUAGCCCCCUUCGUUUCUUGAUUUCUUUGGGGGGGAUUCGAUUUGCUUUCCUCGAGGGAGCUGCCUUCAGUCAUUCUUAUUUUUUGAUGGAUUGGAUAGUUUAUCCUCUGUAAAAGAAAACCACAAGCUUUGACUUUCAAUCAUUCUUGGGAGUUGGGACUGGGAAGGUUUGGAUUGGAAGGGGAUAUCUAUUGGUCCUCCUUUAUGGUAAACUCGAUCUAGAUUUCUUCUGUUGCCUCAGUUUCUUUUGGCACUCCCUGUGCUUUCUUGUGGAGGAGUGUGGCCUGUUUUCCCAAGAAUUUGAGAGAAAGGAGGGAACCCAGUAUUUUCUAAGAGGCCAAUGGCGCAACCACGCAUUCCCGCAUUUGGGGACUGGGAGAACAGCGAGGACGUCCCUUACACACAGAAGUUCGAGGGCGCACGGAAGAACAAGAAAACAGGCGUUUACUCCAAUCCAAAUGAGCCAGGACAUCAGCAGCCCGACCCCCCUCGCAGGUCACCGCUGAACCCAUCAGCAUAUACACCUGAGCCCCGAGAACAGGCUCCCAGGACUCCAUUACAUGGAAGAAGGUCUGGAGCCGACCCCCAUCACCGUGAACCCGCGCCACGAAGGCAUGCAAAUCCUCCGCGGGAGCAAGGGGGGAACGGUGGCAGCGCGCCCAGAAGCCCUUACAGAAAUGCUGCAGGUUCUGCUUCGCCAAUGCAGUCAAACAGUUCAGCAAAGCCGAGGAACAGGGCAGCUGGAAUGCACACUCCAGAGAGGAGGCCUUCGUCGGAAGCGCAGGGCCAGCAAACUCCUGGAAGGGGCAGGACGAGGCAGAGCAACCAAAGCUACAAUCCUGACGAUGAAGUGGCUGUUCCACCAUUUGGUGAGUGGGAUGAGGCGAACGCGGCAUCAGGCGAAAAGUAUACGGGUAUCUUCAACAGGGUGAGGGAUGAUAAACUAUCGCCCGACUCUUCUGCCAGGCAGCAGUCAUCUGGCAAUCGCAAAGACGAAAAUAAGGUGCAACAGACAUGUCCUUGCUGCAUACUUUGACAAAAUGGGAAUACGAUCACAGAGAGUUCUGAUAAACUUCCUGGGUUACUUGUGGAACAAAUUGUCGUUCUUCUGAAGAAUUUGUCAGCAAACUAUAUAUUCAUGUAUACUUUUCAUGCUUAUUAGUCAUUACUAUACUACUGGUGUGAGUGUGUACCUAUGAUUGCAUUGUUCUAUAAUUUAUGUUCUAUGCUUAUUUGGAACAUACAUAUGAUGCCAUUGAGAUGUGUGGAUUGUGAAGUAUGUAUGCCGUGAGCAGUUUUCCGUGUUUU